CGAAUAAAAGAAAAGCAAAGAAAAACAGAGAAACACAGAGCAUACCCAUUUAUCAAAUUCUAGAGAAACAUAAAGGAGAGCAAUAAAUAAAACAUUGACACUUAAAGCAAAAUCAACGCUCGCCGCCAUACUCAGUUUCGGUUGCCGCGUCAAAGAUUUUCGUUCGUUUGCUCCAUUGCCUGGCUGUGAGUGUGUCCCCCCCCCCAUCCAUCUAUGCAAAAAUUCUUAUUCGUGAAUAGAAAAUUCCGGCGACAACAUGUUUGUGGUAACUGCAAAUAAUAGCCAGACCAUUUGACAACUACUGUUAAACACCAACGGAUAUUAUCUGCAGGCAACGCAGCAUCAUCAUCAGCAUAAUCAUCGAAAUCUUUUUCUGCCGCAGCAGCAGCAAUCGCAGCGACGAGAGCAAAGUGCAGCAGUCACGCCAAAGUGUUGUGUGAAUAUUUUGAAUUUUUUUAAUUAUUUUUCGUUUGAAUAUUUUCGUUAUAAUUUCAAGCGGUUUGCACUCAUUUCUACUAUUAGUGAAAACGUAACGGAUAUUUUCGUGCCAUACGGUUCUAAGAGAAAAUCUACCGCAUGUGGGUUCCACUGUUAAACGAGACAUUCGCAAAGACUUGGAUGAACUACGGGGUGUUUAAGCCAAGCCACAGAGCCGCAAGCAAGCAAAGCAAAAUCAUUGUCAUCGACGUUUUAUCGCCUACAUCGAUUCCAAUUAUUCUAAUAGUGCCGGUACUCAUCAUAGCUGCCAUUGUUGGCUUUGAGAUUUUCAUAGUGUUAUUCUUCCUCAACGAGUGCUUCUUUAUUCUAAGUCAGUUAAUAACGACGGUCUUGAUGAAUGACUUUCGGUUAAAAACCUUCUAUUGUAAAAAAUCUUCUUCCAAAAAAAGCAACAAAUCCAGUGUAACUGCCAAGCAACAACUAAGUCCCACAGCAACUGUGCCCUCAUCAACAACAGCAGCAGCAGCAGCAGCCGCAACGGCCUCAGUGUCCGCUUUAACCAUACUGAGUAGUAAGAGUAAAGUGAAAACCAACAGCAACAACAACAAUCAUCUACGUACUUACCACAACAGUAGCAAAUCGAAAAAAGUCUUUCUCUAUUAUACACCACGCGAUCCACGUUUAAGGAUUUUCCAAAAUAGAAAAACUAAACAAUUAACACGGCCCAAUAGACCCCAGUGUAGUUGUAAAAUUAUUCGCAUCCACUUGCAUUCGCCCUCAUUUCAGUGUCAUAGUUUUGUGGAUGAGUUUAGCAAUAAAAGUCUUCUAAAGAUAACAGAUGAUUUGUGUAAUUAUGGUGAAUUAAUUGGCGGUGGCCGCCGUGGUGAAUUGACAACAAGUGGUGUUGGUGAAGUAAAACACAAACAACAACAACAAAAACCAACCAGUGCAGCAAGUGUAAACAAAUCUGUGAGUGUUUCAAUUAGAAAUUGUGAUAAGAAUAGAGAAAAUAGGCCAUUGAUAAAGCAAAUAGAGAAAAACGUGAGUGACAAGUGUAUUAUUAUUAUUGUUGUUGUUGCCAGUUCAGCAGACAUCGUUGAUACUAUCUGCAUUGCCAUCGAGAGACGACAUCUGGCGGAAAUUUUACUUACCUACUGCAUUGGUGCUUUAUUAAGUUUCUUAUUUUCGAUCAACCAAAAACCACAACUUCAAAAACAAAUCACAGUGUUUAAGUCAUAUGAGAAGAUUUAAAAAGACACAAAAAA
Molecule: messenger RNA, 1703 nt
Organism: Stomoxys calcitrans (stable fly)
Lineage: Eukaryota; Metazoa; Arthropoda; Insecta; Diptera; Muscidae
Exons: 2
Coding region: 577-1689 (370 amino acids)
Source: RefSeq, a predicted model, not a curated record